Molecule: messenger RNA, 1074 nt
Organism: Schistocerca nitens (vagrant locust)
Lineage: Eukaryota; Metazoa; Arthropoda; Insecta; Orthoptera; Acrididae
Exons: 2
Coding region: 1-1074 (357 amino acids)
Biological process (GO): DNA integration
Molecular function (GO): nucleic acid binding
Source: RefSeq, a predicted model, not a curated record
AUGUCACGUAUCCAUACUGCCCCAGCUGGUGGACCCACCGAGCCACGCCUCCGGUGGUUCUGGACUAGCAGCACCCUCUGCCGCGGCCCGCCUCACCACGCCUCCGGUGGUUCUGGACUAGCAGCACCCUCUGCCGCGGCCCGCCUCACCAUGCCUCCGGUGGUUCUGGACCACCAGCACCCUCUGCCGCGGCCCGCCUCACCACGCCUCCGGUGGUUCUGGACUAGCAGCACCCUCUGCCGCGGCCCGCCUCACCUGACUUCGAGGCCCUUCGCCAUGACACCACACUGCUCGUGCCUAGCACAAUUUUUGAUGGCCGUGCAACGCUUUGCAGGACGUAGGAGCCUACCAGUCACUGUCUACUCAGACAAUGCUACAACAUUCCAUGCAGCCAACUCAGAGCUGGCAGAGCUUUUCAAAACCAUGCAGCAUACUGACGUACAGCUCUACUGUGCCCACCAUGGAAUCACUUGGAAAUUCAUACCACCACGUGCGGCUUGGUGGGGAGGCUGGUGGGAACGCACGAUAGGCUCAGUCAAGCGCUGCCUGAGGAAAGUUCUUGGUCGCUCCCAGGUGGAUGAAGAGAGCUUAAACACCACCUUGAUCAGCAUAGAAGCCGCAAUAAACUCACGACCCAUCACUCAAGGAGAGAGUGACACUGCACUGACGCCAGCCCACUUUCUAAAUGGUGGGAAAUUAGUAACAAUUCCAUGUGGGCCAGAGCCAGCAACUAGAAAGGACCUUGCCAAGGAGUUCCGACUCAGACAAAAGGUCAAUGACGACAUCUGGCGCAGGUGGAAGACAGAAUACCUCCUGCUGCUAAGACAAUAUCAUGAGGUGAAGGGAUACCCUUCACAGAGGAAACCGAGAAUUGGAGAGGUUGUUCUGCUCCAAGAAGACAGCAAACCACGGCACUUGUGGAAGAGGGCUGUGGUAGAAGAAGUGCGGCAUGGCAGAGACAGUAAAAUACGGUGCAUCAUCCUUCGCCAGCCAGAUGGUAUGAAGAUCUAUCGACCGGUCCAGCUGGUCAUCCCCCUCGAGAUGGACCAGGGUGGGGAGGAUGUCGGGGAAUGA